Molecule: messenger RNA, 2375 nt
Organism: Tachysurus fulvidraco (yellow catfish)
Lineage: Eukaryota; Metazoa; Chordata; Actinopteri; Siluriformes; Bagridae
Product: E3 ubiquitin-protein ligase TRIM39
Exons: 6
Coding region: 159-1607 (482 amino acids)
Molecular function (GO): protein binding; zinc ion binding
Source: RefSeq, a predicted model, not a curated record
CAACUCUAUAAAUAGUCUAUCGACCAGCCACAAGGGGACUUCCACAAGUAAAGAGAGCACAUUAAACCUCGAGCAAGAAAGAGUAAACAAAGUAGAACUUGUAGAAGUCAACACUUGUGAGCAGUGAAGAACCAUAACAGCAAACCCAGCACAUCGGUAUGGCAUCUAAUCAGUCUUCUUUACCUCCAGGUGACCCUAUUUGCCCAGGUUGUCAGGUCGAGGGGUCUCUUCUCCUACCCUGUGGACACAGUUUAUGUCAGUCUUGUUUACAGCUGUGCCAGCUCGAACUCGGACAUGAGCAGGAAAUAUGUACAGAGUGUUAUGGACGAGAGCUGUUUGACAAUGUCCUCAAGGGCUUAUUUGACACCAUAUUUCAAGGUCAACCUCGACGGGACAAAAACCAAUCUGAGCUGGGGCUGGGCUUGAUUGGGGAAGACAAUGCCAAGGGUGAAAGUGGUAAUACAUGUGCCAGACAUGGUGACAGACUGACUCUGUUCUGCAUGGAGGAUGAGGAGCUGAUCUGUGAUCAGUGCCAGAUAGAAGACCAUGAAGGGCAUGAAUGUAAUGGUACAGAGGAGGCUGCACAGGAGUGCAAGAGAGAACUGAGGUUUGCAUUGAGGCCAUUACAAGAGAAGCUGGAAAGCCUAAACACAGCCAAACAAAUCUGCCAAGAGACAGCAGACCACAUAAGGAGGCAGACCCAGAAUACAGUGCGACUGAUAAAGGAUGAUUUUGAGAAGCUGCAACAGUUCCUCCAAGAAGAGGAGGCAUCCAUGCUCACAGCUCUGAAGGAGGAAGAGGAGCAAAAGAGUCGCAGAAUGAAGGAGAAGAUAGACAGGCUAACAGAGGAGAUUACAUCUCUGACUGAAACCAUUAACACCACCGAGGAGGCCAUUGAUUUUAAAGACUUUGAAUUUCUAAAGAACUAUAAGAAAGCGUCCGAUUGUUACAGAGUGGAAUGCACAGCACAGGACCUUAAAGAGAUGAGUGGAGCUCUGAUUGAUGUGUCCAAACACCUGAGCAGCCUCAAAUUCAGAGUCUGGGAGAAAAUGCAAACUGUUGUCACAUACACUCCAGUGACCCUCGACCCCAACACAGCAGAUGCGUGCCUCUCUUUAUCUGAUGACCUCACUGUCCUGCGCUACACAGAUGAAGAGCAGCAGAUACCCGAUAACCCAGAGCGGUUCUGCUACUACGAGUGUGUGAUCGGGUCCGAGGCCUUGGGUACAGGUCGCCACAGCUGGGAUGUAGAGGUAGGCGACAGCACCGAGUGGGCACUCGGGGUGGUGUACGACAGUGUGCAAAAGAAGGAGUGGUUCCCACCCAGUCCUGAACAUGGCAUGUGGACCAUGUGCCUGCACGGAGGUCACUAUCGGGCACCGAACUCUAUCAGCCAGCCGAUCCCAGUUAAGAAGAAACCACAAAGAGUGCGAGUUCAGCUGGAUUGGGAUGUGGGGAGGGUCAUGUUUUCAGAUGCUACAGAUAACACACUAAUCUACAAGUUUAAAGCCAAAUUCACUGAGAAGCUCUAUCCGUUUUUCUCCAAUACAUGCAAAAGGCAUCCACUGCGCAUCUUACCUGAGAAAGUGUCCGUGUAUACAGAAUAGCUCAUGUAUGUAUUCACAGCAAGGUAAAACUGUAUUUCUACAUUACUUUAGAAUAUAUACUUAAGGCUUAAUAAUCCUCCAAUAUUAAUCUUAAAUUAUGGCCUUUAUCAUAGAAAAAAAAAGAAAGAAAUCAUGAUCUGAACUCAGCUGGUUUUAAUCCUUUACUAAGAGUGAACAAUAUUCUAAUGAACUAGGUUUAUUACGAUAAAAUCAAUAAUGUCAUCAUGCACUUUUCAAAGUCAUUAGAAGUAUUACGUUACCAGACAUUUGUAAGUACAUUAUGUUCAUACUUCAUUAACAAAUGAGAUAUAUCCUUACCUAAAAAUAAAUCAUUAGAUAUGCAGUGUGGAAUAUGCUUAAACCCUGAAAAUGGAAAAUUUUAGAGAUACAAUACAAUAGAGAGCUAAACUUUUAGGUGUUAUUUAUAAAUACUAAUUGCACCAUGUAUAUACAAAUAUAUGAAUAGAACUUGUAAUGAAAAUUAUUGAAGUGUCUGUACAAAUGUAUCUCUUUUUUAGAUCAAACCUGCUCACCCUAUUCUCAAUAUAAUGCUGUUGUUUGUGCUAAUCUGAAAUAUUUAACAAAGGUAACUGAAAGCUAUUAUGUUCUACAGAAGUAUUAACAAUGAAUUUGCACUUGCAUUUGUGAUUUCAGCUAUGUACAAAACAGGUAAAUACUGUAUAUAUAAAUACUACAGCAAAGCACUAUUAUGUUUGGGCAUGAAGAAAGGAGAUAUUUGCUUGCUUAAUUUUCAUUUUGCACAAUGAA